AUGCGAGGUACUAUUAAUCCAAACUCUUUGUUGUUUGAUCUAGAAUUAGAAAAGACAAUUAAGAAGAACAGAAAGGCAGCAAGACAAAGGAAGUUACAAGAAAAGGGUGAAUCCAGUGUGACAAAUCAGGAAGAGGUCAUGGAAGAAAAUCACAGGCCACCACCACAGAGGACAUUAGGAGAUUACAUGACUCCCACUGUCAUUCCACCGAUUGGGAGUGUUAUUCGACCCACUGUGGAGCCUAACAACUUUGAGUUGAAACCAACAUUAGUACAACUGGUGCAGAAAGAACAGUUUGCUGGCACAAGUGCAGAAGAUCCAUAUCUGCACAUUGAGAAUUUCUUACUUUUGAGCGAUACGGUGAAGAUCAAUGCAUCAAAAAGGGCGAAGUUGAAGGAUGAGAUUACAGAGUUCAAACAAAAAGAAUCAGAGUCUAUCUAUGAAGCUUGGGAGAGGUUCAAAACACUCUUGAGGAAAUGUCCACAACAUGGAAUCGAAGUGUGGAAUCAAGCGGAAAUAUUUCUCCAAGGGUUGACAACCAACACAAGGACAUUGGUGAAUGCCACAACUGGUGGUUCAUUAACAACCAAGACUCUUCAGGAAGCCCUUGACAUAUUUGAAUCUCUAGCAUCUCAAGAAUUUGACAAUGCUCCAGUAAAUGACAGAAGAACGAGAAUUAUAAAACUUGAUGGUUAUGAUGCUUUGUUAGCCAAGAAUGAUCAGAUGAUGCAAAUGCAAAAACAACAACAACAGUUGGAUGCUCUCACUAAGCAGCUAUCUUCUCAAAAGGUUGCUUCUGUAGACACUAAUCCUAUGUGUGCAAAUUGUUGGAAAUGCCAUGUUACAGAAGAUUGUGAUUAUGGGAGAUCUGCAGAACAAGCAGAAGUGAAUGGGGUAUGGUAUAAUCAGAAGAACCAGAACAACCAGGGGCAAAAUUUGUAUGUUCCGCCAUGGGAGAAUAGAAAUCAACACCCAGGGUUCGGUUAUAGUUCUAAUCAUCAGUUGAAUCCUCCACUGCAUCCUCCACCACAUUCUUCACAACAAGGUGAUACCUCUGCAUGGGAGAAAGCUUUUACCCAGUUAUCUAAGAUGACUACAGAUUUUAUUCAGGAUUCAAAUUCUUUCAGAGAAGAAGAAACUUCUGCAUUCAUGCAAGAGACAAAAACAUCAUUUAGGAACCAGGAAGCAUCUAUCCAGAAUUUAGAGACUCAAAUUGGUCAGUUGUCCAGACAGAUAUCCGAGAGACCACAGGGGAAGUUCCCAAUUGAUACAAUGGUGAAUCCAAAAGAGCAUUGCAAAUCCAUUAUUACAAGAAGUGGGCUUGUGCUUGAACCGGUUAAAAAGAAAGUGGAAGAAAAGAAAGAGGAGGAAUAA
Molecule: messenger RNA, 1374 nt
Organism: Gastrolobium bilobum
Lineage: Eukaryota; Viridiplantae; Streptophyta; Magnoliopsida; Fabales; Fabaceae
Exons: 2
Coding region: 1-1374 (457 amino acids)
Source: RefSeq, a predicted model, not a curated record